AUGCGUGUGCGUGUACGUGAUGCCCUACGCAAGCACAUCUACGUACCUGACCGCCAACACGAGAAGUUAAGCGUGUGGUGGCGACACGAUGAUGCUGUCCGUCGGACUAAUGAGUCCGCCCGUCUUGCUUGUGUCCUCGUCGUCCUCGAUGGGCGUGGCCGGCCACCACCGCCGCCGCCGCAGCCGCUGAGGAUGAGGAGGGUCGUCGAGUGA
Molecule: messenger RNA, 213 nt
Organism: Necator americanus (New World hookworm)
Lineage: Eukaryota; Metazoa; Nematoda; Chromadorea; Rhabditida; Ancylostomatidae
Exons: 1
Coding region: 1-213 (70 amino acids)
Source: RefSeq, a predicted model, not a curated record